This is a messenger RNA of Sorex araneus (European shrew), 2811 nucleotides long. It is a transcript of the gene AACS, whose product is annotated as acetoacetyl-CoA synthetase. Gene Ontology annotation, cellular component: cytosol. Gene Ontology annotation, molecular function: acetoacetate-CoA ligase activity. The record is from RefSeq and is a predicted model, not a curated record. The coding region runs from base 101 to 2119 and encodes 672 amino acids. The transcript has 18 exons. Gene Ontology annotation, biological process: positive regulation of insulin secretion; lipid metabolic process. NCBI's taxonomy places the organism in Eukaryota, Metazoa, Chordata, Mammalia, Eulipotyphla, Soricidae.
GGCGGGGCCUCGCGCCGGUGUCGGGCUGCCGGCUGCGCCCCCCGCUCAUUCGCGCGCUCCCGCCGCCCUCGCCGCCGCCGCCGCUGCCGCCGCCGCAGCCAUGUCCCGGGAGCCGCGGGCCGAUCGGGAGGAGAUCGUGGGCAGCCAGGUGAUGUGGGAGCCGGACAGCAAGAAGGACUCGCAGAUGGACCGCUUCCGGGCGGCCGUGCGCGCCGCCUGCGGCCUGGCGCUGGAGAACUACAACGACCUGUACCACUGGUCAGUGGCCUCCUACGCCGACUUCUGGGCCGAGUUCUGGAAGUUCAGUGGCAUCGUGCACUCGCGCACCUACGACCAGGUGGUGGACCCCUCCAAGGGCAUCGCAGACGUCCCCGAGUGGUUCCGAGGCAGCCGCCUCAACUACGCAGAGAACCUCCUGCGGCACAAGGACAACGACAAGGUGGCCCUGUACAUCGCCCGGGAGGGCAAGGAGGAGAUCCAGAAGGUGACGUUCCAGGAGCUGCGGCGGCACGUGGCCUUGUUCGCGGCAGCCAUGAGGAAGAUGGGGGUGAAGAAAGGGGACCGGGUGGUCGGUUACCUGCCCAAUAGCGCGCACGCCGUGGAGGCCAUGCUGGCCGCAGCGAGCAUCGGGGCCAUCUGGAGCUCCACGUCCCCCGACUUCGGAGUGAAUGGCGUCCUGGACCGGUUCUCGCAGAUCCAGCCCAAGCUCAUCUUCUCCGUGGAGGCCGUCGUGUACAACGGCCGAGAGCAUGGCCACCUGGACAAGCUGCAGCGGGUGGUCAAAGGUCUUCCAGACUUGAAGAAGGUGGUGGUCAUCCCCUACGUCAGCCCCCGGGAGAAGAUCGACAUCUCCAGGAUCCCCAAUAGCAUUUUCCUGGACGAGUUCCUGGCCGCCAGGGAAGGCGAGCAGGGCCCGCAGCUGGAGUUCGAGCAGCUGCCCUUCAGCCACCCGCUCUUCAUCAUGUUCUCCUCGGGCACGACGGGCGCGCCCAAGUGCAUGGUGCACUCGGCGGGGGGCACCCUGAUCCAGCACCUGAAGGAGCACGUCCUGCACGGGAACAUGGGCAGCGGGGACAUCCUGCUCUACUACACCACGGUGGGCUGGAUGAUGUGGAACUGGAUGGUGUCGGCCCUCGCCACUGGUGCCGCCCUGGUUCUGUACGACGGCUCCCCGCUGGUGCCCACGCCCAACGUGCUGUGGGACCUGGUGGACAGAAUAGGCAUCACCGUCCUCGGGACGGGCGCCAAGUGGCUGUCGGUGCUGGAGGAGAAGGACCUGAAGCCCAUGGAGACGCACAGCCUGCAGACGCUGCACACCAUCCUGUCCACGGGCUCCCCGCUGAAGGCCCAGAGCUACGAGUACGUGUACAGUUGCAUCAAGAGCAGCGUGCUGCUGGCCUCCAUCUCAGGCGGCACCGACAUCAUCUCUUGCUUCAUGGGCCAGAACACGUCCAUCCCCGUGUACAAGGGCGAGAUCCAGGCCCGGAACCUGGGCAUGGCCGUAGAGGCCUGGGACGAGGACGGGAAGGUCGUGUGGGGGGAGAGCGGGGAGCUGGUGUGCACCAGGCCGCUGCCCUGCCAGCCCACCCACUUCUGGAAUGACGAGAACGGCAGCAAGUACCGGAAGGCCUACUUCUCCAGGUUCCCAGGCGUGUGGGCGCACGGCGACUACUGCAGGAUCAACCCCCAGACCGGGGGCAUCGUCAUGCUGGGCCGCAGCGACGGCACCCUGAACCCCAACGGCGUGCGCUUCGGCAGCUCGGAGAUCUACAACAUUGUGGAAGCCUUUGAGGAGGUGAUGGACAGCCUGUGUGUCCCCCAGUACAGCAAGGACGGCGAGGAGAGGGUGGUCCUCUUCCUGAAGAUGGCCGAAGGCCAGCCCUUCCGGCCCGAGCUGGUGAAGCGCAUCCGGGACGCCAUCCGAGUGGGCCUCUCCGCCCGCCACGUGCCCAGCGUCAUCCUGGAGACCCAGGACAUCCCGUACACACUCAACGGCAAGAAGGUGGAGGUGGCGGUGAAGCAGGUCCUGGCGGGCAAGGCCGUGGAGCAGCGCGGCGCCUUCUCCAACCCCGAGAGCCUCGACCUGUACCGAGACAUCCCCGAGCUGCGCGACUUCUGAGCCGCCCGGAGCACCAGGCCCUCGCGGGGCCCCACGCAGCCUCUGCCCGGCUGCUCCGACCCUGUUAGGGGCAGAGGUGGGUCCCAGCCCUGCGGGCCCCGGCUGUGAGCCCCCCGUGCUCCGCAGCCCCUGGUCUGCCGCGGACAGUGGCGCGGCGCUGGGGGAGCCUGCGCCACCCCCAGGCCCGCUGCCCCACGUGCCGGGCUGGCUUGCUUUAUUUUUUUAUUUUUUAUAUAUACAUAUAUAUAUAUAUUGCUGGUUUGGGGUCACACCGGUGAUGCUCAGGGGUUACUCCUGGCUCUGCACUCAGGAAUCACCCCUGGCAGUGCCCAGGGGACCGUAUGGGAUGCUGGGAGUCGAACCUGCGUCAGCCGCGUGCAAGGCCAACGCCCGCCCGCCGUGCUGCGGCUUGGGGCCGGCUUGCUGUAGAGGUUUCAUCUCCUGGACCUGGAGGGCUGGGAGUGUUGACCGUGAGGUGUGGGUGACGGGAAUGCCGCGGGGGCAUGCUGCUCCCCUCUCCGGACUCAGGGGACCCCCGGGGACUGUGUCUCCCGCCUGCUGUGAGCCGAGGCGAGGCUUGUCGCCCGCCGCUCUGUCAAGACUGGUAGCGGGGUCUAUGUUUGUUUUGUAUGUUUGUCAGACGUGCAAUCAGAGCUGUGAGGGGCCGCUGCAAUAAACACGGAGUGUGCACA